GCCGGGAAAGCUCGUCGUUGAAUACUGUAGCUAUCACUACGAUGUCCUGCAUGUAUCUGUCUUUACAAGCAAUCGAAUUAUCAACCUUCUCAUGUAGCAAGCUGCUUACCUGAAACCUCAUUUUGGGAUAGAGUGAUAGUAGAAGUCUCAUUUCAGUAUGAAUGAGCCAGAGGGACUGCGGUUCAGGAGGCUGAACAGACCACAGAUUAUCACAGACGAAUUACAGGAACCCCAAUACAAGGGCACCAGUACCUACAGUGGAAAGGUAUUCCGUGUGACCCUGGUGACCCUGGGAGGAUGCCUGAUCCUUCCAUUGCUUGUAGUCUUUUUCCUGCUCGAGUCUCCUAUUCACCCUGAGCUGCUCAGCCUCAAUGAGCCUCCCCUUAUGUCUGGGUGUUACGAGCCCAACUUUAAGCUGAGGGAGGCACAGCGGCUGUUUGAGGACCAGCUUGUUGGCCCAGAGUCCAUUGCCAACUUCGGAGAUGUGAUUUACACAGGUACGGCUGACGGGAAGAUAGUGAAGAUUGAAGGCAAGAGCAUCACUGUUAUAGCCAGACUUGGCAAGCCACCGUGUGAUGGAUCCCGUGAGCAGGAGCCUAGCUGUGGACGACCCCUGGGUAUCAGAGUGGGUCCUAACGGCACCCUGUUUGUAGCUGAUGCCUAUCUGGGGCUGUUCGAGGUCAACCCUGUCACAGGUGAGGUGACCAACCUGGUGUCGGCUGGGCAGAUGGUUGGGGGCCGGAGGCUCUCCUUCGUCAAUGACCUGGAUGUAACACAGGAUGGGAGGAAAGUGUACUUCACAGACUCUAGCAGCAGGUGGCAGCGCAGAGACUACCUUCAUCUCAUCAUGGAGGCCACAGCAGAUGGACGUGUGUUAGAGUACGACACAGAGACCAAGGAGGUAACCGUGUUGAUGGAGAACCUUCGUUUUGCCAACGGGAUCCAGCUUUUCCCUGAUGAGGAGUCUGUGCUGGUGACUGAGACUACCAUGGCUAGGAUUCGCAGGGUCCAUGUGUCAGGUCUAAAUAAAGGAGGAAUGGACACGUUUAUUGACAACCUGCCUGGUUUCCCUGACAACAUCCGUCGCAGCUCUUCUGGAGGGUACUGGGUGGCCAUGUCAGCGGUGCGGCCCAACCCUGGCUUCUCCAUGCUGGACUUCCUGUCCCAGAAGCCCUGGAUCAAGAAGCUCAUCUUUAAGGUAGAUGAUAUGACAAGACUUGAUAUCAUAUGGCGUUAUAUUAUAUAAAACCAAUAGCUUUGUCCAUUUACAUGGAAGUUUUAAAAAAUACUACAGGGAGAACAAUUUGCAUGUCCAAUUUACUGUGACUGAGUCUGGUCUUCAUUGCUGUUAGUCAGAUUUUUCUGUGUUUUUACAUACAAGGGUUUACAGUGCCUU
Messenger RNA from Salvelinus sp. IW2-2015, 1396 nucleotides. Its product is annotated as adipocyte plasma membrane-associated protein. Gene Ontology annotation, cellular component: endomembrane system. The record is from RefSeq and is a predicted model, not a curated record. Gene Ontology annotation, molecular function: arylesterase activity; strictosidine synthase activity. Gene Ontology annotation, biological process: biosynthetic process. NCBI's taxonomy places the organism in Eukaryota, Metazoa, Chordata, Actinopteri, Salmoniformes, Salmonidae.